GACAAACAACAGGGUUGCCUUUUGUAAAGAAAUGUUUUACUGUGUGGCAUUACUAUAGGGAACAAGCAAUAGAUAAGUGUAGACUGCAUGUGAAUUUCUCUACUCUUCUCGUUUUACCUAUUUCUGUGGAUGUUAUGGAUCCCAAUCACAAUGAAACCCAACAUUAUUUGAAGCUGCCAGAGAACUUCUAUGAUCAUUUGAUUCUGUCCUUCUGCCUGUCUAUGGUGGUGGGCCUGAUGAUCGGUGCUGUCGUUUGGAUCCUCUUGACAUGGCUGUCUCGGCGCAGAGCCUCGGCCCGCAUCUCCAGGCGAAACCCCAGGCAGUCGCGGACCUCCCCUCACAGCCUCCUGCACAGCCGUUCUGGGUUUUAUCGGAACGGCAGCUAUGACCGGAGAAGCAACAACAGCCUGGCUAGUGCAGCUCUUACUUUCCAGCGCCAGGCCUCUCUGGAGCAGGCCGACCCAUUUGCCCGGAAACCCAGCUUCAGGGCCUCGACAUUUCACCCGCUACUUCAAUGCAGCCAGAUCGCCCGUGAGGCUGAGGAAGGGAGCCAAACAACACUCCCGAGAAGCAACGCUGGCUCUGCGGUCAAUGUGGGUGGUCUGGCCCGGCCUGACUCCUUCUGGUCUAAUAGCAGCUUGCGUGGCUUUCACGCCACACAGACCCCACCUCCUGCCUAUGAGACUGUUAUUCGAGCUUUCCAAGAGACUUGUACUUGAGUUCCUGUAAUAACUGAGAGAGAAAGAGAGACCAAGAUUGAGAAAUAAAGGAAGUAUUACUAAAUGUAUUUAGUCUAGUGACUUGUAUGUUAUGGUAUUCUGGUAAGUUGAAACUUGACUUAAAUUACAUCAACCACUUAUUAAAGCUUAUACAGUACAGUAAAAUACUUUAUAGAAUGGGAUAUGGUAUGUUUGUUAGUUUUGCUGUAUGUGUUCUUGUAUUAUAUAUUUUUUUAUAAUAAAAUUGUAAUGUCUUGUUUUUGAGAAAUAUCAGUGACAUGUAAUAACACUAGAUGCACAAUACUACCAGCUAAAAUGACAGUCAGUGCAAAUGUUUUUGUUUUGAGUCAAAAACACCAGAACUCAGUUUACAAAAGCCCUCCAAAGCUAAAAAUGACUUUUAUUCUAUACAUUUCUGUAAUCAUUUCUGCUUACUUUGUAAAAAAUGACAAUGUUUGAUUUUGUACUUCUUUUUGUACAGAUAAGGUCAACUACCAAAGUAAUUCCCUCUAAUAAAGGGGUUAUAUUCUGAAAAA
Molecule: messenger RNA, 1255 nt
Organism: Polyodon spathula (Mississippi paddlefish)
Lineage: Eukaryota; Metazoa; Chordata; Actinopteri; Acipenseriformes; Polyodontidae
Product: myc target protein 1 homolog
Exons: 2
Coding region: 135-719 (194 amino acids)
Cellular component (GO): nucleoplasm
Source: RefSeq, a predicted model, not a curated record